This is a messenger RNA of Frankliniella occidentalis (western flower thrips), 2164 nucleotides long. RefSeq names its product CD82 antigen-like. The record is from RefSeq and is a predicted model, not a curated record. The transcript has 8 exons. Gene Ontology annotation, cellular component: membrane. Lineage: Eukaryota; Metazoa; Arthropoda; Insecta; Thysanoptera; Thripidae. The coding region runs from base 294 to 1199 and encodes 301 amino acids.
UGGGGCGCGUGGAGCGGAGGGGGGCGCGUCCACGCACGCCCGAAACAAACGGGAGCACCAGGGACCCUCGAGAACACUCCGGCGGGGCCGGGCCGGGCCGGGCCACUCCAGCGCAGUCCGGCGAUGCGCCCGGGCCCGAGGGGGCUCGACUGUGCGCUCAGGAGGACACGGCGUGUUGCUGAGGACGGACGCGCACCUCGUCCGAGCCGCCCAUUUAUAAAGCCAGUCUAGCAAGGAGAGCUGGUCACUGCCUCUGUCUGACAAGUGUGCGGGUGCAGAGCUUGGAGUGCAAGAUGGCGGUGGGCUGCGGUACCAAGUGCGCCAAAAGCAUCCUCAUCUCCUUCAACAUGCUCUUCUGGCUGUCGGGCGGGACCCUGAUUGUGCUCGGAGCAUGGGUAUUCCUGGACCCGGCCAAGGCGCACCUGUUCCACCUGGUGUCGGCGACGCAGGCCAAACGAGACGUCAUCUACUACCUGGCCUACGUCCUGCUGGGCAUCGGUGGCUCCAUCCUCCUCAUCGGCUUCCUGGGCUGCUGCGGCGCGCUGCACGAGCGGAGGUGCAUGAUCGGCACGUAUGUCAUGUUCCUCAUCGUGCUGAUCGUGGGUGAGAUGGGGGUGGCCGUGCUCACUUUCGUGUUUCGCGAGGAGUUCCUGGAGGGGCUGGAUACCCGACUGAGCUCUGAACUCAUCGAGAAGUACGGCAUGGACAUCGAGAACCACUACCUGAGCAACAACGUGGCCAACAAGGACUUUACCACCUCGGUUGACUUUGCUCAGUACAGGUUUAACUGCUGCGGCAUGAGGAACGACUCGGACUACCUGGAAACGCAGUGGUGGAAGCAGAGUCGCUCUAAGGACAGCCGGCCCCGCAACGUGCCGCUCACCUGCUGCGUGCUGGCCAACACGGAUGUAUCACAGACUGGAAGUCCCAUUAGCGUAGUUUCGAGGUCUUUCCACGGCACCACGGAAGAGGCAUGGCAGAGUCCUCUGCCCAAGCAGGAGCAGUCGUGCCAGGACGACAACCCCCGGGUGCACGAGCGGCUGCGGUACAAGCAGGGCUGCCUCCUCGAGCUGGUGCUGUGGUUCCGCCGCGAGAGCGCCGUGCUCGUGGCCACCUGCUCGUCCAUCGCGGGGCUGCAGCUGCUUGGCAUCGUCCUGUCCAUCUGCCUGUGCCGCAACAUCGCCGAGGAUGCCGCGUAGCGACUGGCGGCGGACGUGGACCAAUCCCGGACGCAGUUCCCGAUGCGUCACUUCGGGCCUGACUAGGGCCCUCUUGAGAGGCGCCACCUGUCGCUCGUCCCGUCCGCCGAGUCUAGCCACCUUCCCUGCUGAAGAGUCCAGGCACUUGAGUCUCGGGCAAAAGGGGCUCACCAGUCUGACGGUGUCAUCACCGUUGUCGAACUGAAAAGCAUCUGAAAGUGCCUAUUGUAUCGCGAGUUUCUGACCAUUCUUAGACUCGUUUCUCCCUUUUGAGGAGAAAUGGAAAAUCGUCCACUUCCCGUGAUAAGUGAUCCAACGUCCCUCCUCCACCCGUCCGAUGCUUCACGCCUGGCUUGGUCAUUCGCCCGCGGGUAAAUGAGCGUCAACGGGAGGCAGACGUGGAAGAAACCAAAACGACUCAAUUUCCAUCUACGUUUUACCUACGCCGUCUUCUCCCAUUUGCAAUCAUUUCCCCACGGUAUGUACUAGCGCUACAAUCGUACUUUGAUCAAACACAGAUUCUCAAACCUUCUGUCAAGGAUGCAUACCAGUAUUUUUACGAUAUGAUAAGGCUCCGCCUGCCCUCUCAUUCCAAAAAAAAGUACAAUAUUGUCUAAAUCUUAUAGAAAGUAAUGUUUGAAUAGAGAUCAUUUACUUGUAAGACAGCGACUAAAAACUCGUAUUGUCGUUCUCCUUUCUAAAAGGAAAAACACAUUUUGCUGUGAUUUGCAUUUUAAGUAUAGGAUUUUAAUUGAACUACUGUUUUUCUGUGUAUGUGUAUAUAUGUAUUUAUGUAUGUGUAAUUGAGCAUACACUGGGAAAACAUAAGCAAAUCAACAAUGAUUUCCCAGUGUGUGCGUUCUUUAAAACUUGUAAACAACCGUGAUAAUUAUUCACAUCAUGUUUAUAGAACAAUCAGCAGAAUCCCAUUACUUGGAAAAAAAAAAAAGAAAACAACACAAAAA